UGCCCCAGGAAGGGUGACCAUACAGAGCAGUAGAGGUGUGGAGGUGAGCGGUGUCAUUGGCCCUUUCCUGUGGGGGAACCAUUAUCACUCACCUGUCUCGAUCACCACGCCCUUGGGUCACCUGGUGGCACGAGGGGUCACUGCUAGACGACGUAGUAGAGGAGGUCACAGGUCAGGUCACGCGUAAUAUCUUGACCUUACCUAAACUUAAUCGUCAACACCUGUACCGCGUUCUUACCUGCCAGGCUGAUAACUCUAACCUGACGAUGCCUCUUGCUGCUACAGUCACCCUGGACCUGUUCUUUCCUCCCGUCGAAGUCAAAAUCCUCGGGAGGAACGCAGCCUUGAGUGAGGGCGAGAGGUAUUCCUUGGUGUGUGAGGCCGGCGGAUCGCGACCUCCAGCCGACCUCUCCUGGUACCUCGACGGCCUCCUGAUGACAGAUACCAAAGACCAGGUGCUGCAGGAGGGAAACGUCAGUAGAUCGACACUUCACCUCGUCCCCAACAGGUUACACCACGGGGCCGUCCUCUCCUGCCGGGCUGACAACUCCAAACUACCUGCCGCAGCCCUGGAGGAUUCCCGCAAGCUGAUGGUUUACUACGCUCCCAAGCUGCAGCUGAGGGCGGGUCAGAGCCUCGCCAUGACCAACAUCAAGGAGGGUGACGACGUAUACUUCGAGUGUAAGAUCCACGCCAACCCCAGUGUGUUCCGUGUCCAGUGGUUCCUCAACGGGAUAGAGUCACAGCAGAACUUCACAGCAGGGGUAAUACAGAGCAACCAGAGCCUCGUACUGCAGAAGGUGGGCCGUGGCUCCUCUGGGCUGUACACCUGCCGAGCCGUCAACAUGCAGGGCUCCGACAGUUCUAAUGCCAUCCAACUCAAUGUAAAAUACGCCCCUGUGUGCGCCGGCGGGCAGAAAUGGGUCUACGGGGGAGGACGACAGCAACCCAUCAACGUGACCUGUCGUGUAGAAGCUCACCCGGAGGCCACUGAGUUCCGCUGGGCCUUCAAUACCUCGAGCGAGUAUGUCCAGAUACCGCAGGACCGCAUCCACUCCUCCCGCGGCCGCAGUAUGGUGGCCUACACGCCCCAGACCCACCACGACUUUGGGUCUCUGUUGUGUUGGGGCGUGAACGAUGUGGAUACUCAGGAGCUACCGUGUGUGUACCAUAUUGUACCAGCAGGUGUGCCGGAAGCUGUACACAACUGCAGCGCGUGGCACAACACGAGCCGAGCGGGGGAGGUGGUGGUGGCGUGUCACGAGGGGUGGGGGGGCGGCCUCUCCCAGACCUUUACCCUGGAGGUCCGAGAAGCCAUCCCUCAGGGCCCGUCUUCCUCUGGGACCUCCCCUCCCUUGGGCAAGAUCUUGGCUGCCCUGAGACACCAGUCAGCGCCACACUUCACAGUCACAGGGCUGGCUCCUGGGACAGAGUACCACCUGGCUGUUGUGGCGUCCAAUGCUCAGGGGGACGCCAAGCCUACUGUCCUGGUCCACCUCACUCCCAUAGACGUGGCCGAGAAGAGGAUGUCCGCCACCACACCCGGGUCUUCAGGAUCAGUCCAGCUAGUGCUCCUAUCGCCGAUCGUGGGCGUGGUGGUGGGCGUGGUGGCUUCCCUGUUGGUGUGCUCGGCCGUGGUGGUGGUGAUCGUGCGUGCCAGGUGCGCCGCCAGGGGUCGUCACACUCACACCAAGAUCGUGUAUGAUGAGAACAAGGGUGACGGCCGCGACCCUCUCCACCAGCAGCAGCCAGGACCUGAUAUUAUCCUGGUGAAAGAUGUGAAGGCAGCGGAGGUGGAGAAGGAAGUGAUGAGGGACUACAGAAAUAGUCCAGACGGCUCCUUCUACAUCAACCCUGGCUCCCUCCUCAGUAACGGUGUGUUAGUGACCAGGGAGACAGAUGCACUCUUACAAGACCCCUCCGUCAGAAGUGUCGUCGGCGGUGGCAUCCCCAACACCACUACCAGCUUCCAUCUCCCCCAUCUUCCUCCUCCUCCUACUACUACUGCUGCUACUUCCUCAGAUCCUACUAUCACCCUUUCCAUUGGACGAACCUCAUUCCAACAUCCCACUAUCUGCCGAAGUCCCCCAGGGCCACAACACUGCCCUCAGGACUUAUACCUGCAGAAGUUGAACUGUGACCAGUCAAGACCAACUUCCUUCCAACACCCCGUGGCUCCAAGAGACCCUCUCAUGUCGUUUACUUCGAUGGGUCGUGGGGCCUCUCCCUCCCUCACUUCCCCAGUCAGUCAUCUAAGUCCCUCAGUGCCCCAGAAGUGCCCCCAGGACUUGUACCUCCACAAGUUGGAGUGUGACGCCGCCAGACACCUGCUUGUGACCCCCAGCCAGUGUGAGGGCACCAACCAUGAGAGUUCUGUUUAGUGAACUUACGGUACAGGUCACUACAGCGCCUCUCUGGCCGGGACAACAGCACCACACCUCACUACCCCGCCAGGCAUGACUUAGACCCACGCGUCACCACUUCAGCAGGAGGGACAGUGUGUAUGACUUAACCCCGUGUGACUUAAGAGCCCCUCAGUCCCAGUCAUAUACACUAGAUGACUCCUGUGACUUAGGGGUUAUGGCACAUCCUUCCCCAGACCUCGGGAGAAUAUCUGGACAUUCUGUAUAGCCGAUAUGGUGGUUAAGUGUGUCCUAACAGGGGGUUUACUGUACCGCCUGGCUUUCAUACAGUGAGGAGCAGAAGGCCCCAGUUUGUAAUGUGGGUUUUGUGAUGCCAGAAGAGCCUGUAGGGGGGGGGGGGACGUUCUGCUGUGUGUCGUCUUCAGUGUGUGUUCAGUUUUCAGAUCCUCAGACAAGUUCCUCUUUUUAAGUGGAUCUAAUUCCACAAGAGUUCAGUUGACUCCACCGUAAUCCACUGGACCUAAGACGUGGUUCACGCAGAUUUGCCCAUUGACUAAAUACGGAAGAUAUUUAAGAGACUCCAUCGACGUGUGAUGCAUAAAUAGUGAAGUUUUGUUGAAAAUCUGCUAGAUGACUCUGCCGAGGUUUAUCAUCUGAGAACGUUUAUAUAAACUUUGGGAGACUCAACACACCUACAGUGUUUUAAUAUUCAUGUAAAUAUAUGGCUGAUCAAGGUAACAAUUUACAUCAUCUUGAAGUAUAUAGUAACACACAUCUGGAAAUACCUAGCCUCUGUAAAGGGUCAAACCGUGCUGGGAAUUCAGAUGAUGUGCUUAGGGCAGCCACUUUCCUACCUUCUGUAUAUACGUGGACCCUAGUGUAAGGGUCAGGUGCAGGAUCCAGCCUGGUGAUCAGUGUACCUCAGACUACACCAGCCAGGGGGCGAGGCCAGCUGGGUGUGUGUGGGACUCAGCAGGUGCAGGGUGAGGCGAGGACUACACUAACCACAGUACAGUACACUCAUUCAGGCCAAUCAUCGCUGGAUCAUAUCAGUCAACACUACUAAGCGCCAGUGAAUGUCAGGUUAAGGCCUCAGCAGUGUGUAAGCGAGGCGACGUCACCCAGGUAACCCCGUCAGCGCCACCCACCACAGCACGUGAACCUCCAAGUGACUCUUCGUUAUUAUUGUGAGCUUAUUCCCAGAGCGGAACCUCCAUUGUGAUAGUGGCGUAAAUUUUCCUGUGAUCAGAGUGGAAAUUCUAUGUGCACGUUUUCAUUGUUUUCUCUAUGUUUUGUUGUUAAUACAAUAAAUAAACGA
This is a messenger RNA of Homarus americanus (American lobster), 3681 nucleotides long. Its product is annotated as neural cell adhesion molecule 1-A-like. The record is from RefSeq and is a predicted model, not a curated record. Lineage: Eukaryota; Metazoa; Arthropoda; Malacostraca; Decapoda; Nephropidae. Gene Ontology annotation, molecular function: protein binding.